UCACGCGCGCGCAGCUCUCGCGAGCUGUCAAGAAAAGAAGGUCGAAGCGAGUGCAAAAUGGCGUCCCGUGAGCCGGGCAGUUCUGUAAAGCUGCCUCCCUGGGCUGCUGCUGCCCUGCUCCUGGCUCUGAGCGUGGAAAGGGCUCUGGCGCUCCCCGAGGUACAGAAGAAAGCAGAGAUAUGCACCCAGUGUCUGGGAAAUGUGCAAAAUUUGUCCAAAGUAGCCGUUUAUUGUAUGAAGACGUCAGAGCGAGUGCUGCAGGCCCGCUGCUGCCUGAAUCAGAAUGGCACCAUCUUGGGGCUGGAUCUCCAGAACUGUUCUCUGAAGGAUCCUGGUCCAAACUUUACUCAGGCACAUACUGCUGUUGUUAUAGACCUUCAAGCAAACCCCCUGAAGAAUGACUUGGCCAACACCUUCCGUGGCUUUACCCAGCUCCAGACUCUGGUACUACCACCAGAUGCCAUCUGUCCUGGAGGUAUUACUGCUUGGGAAAAUGUUACCUCUUUUGUAGACAGCCAAAUCUGCCAAGGGCAAAAGGACCUUUGCAAUAGCACUAGGGAUCCAGAAAUAUGCCCUGAGAAUGGAUCUUGUGUAGCUGAUGGUCCUGGUCUUUUGCAGUGUGUUUGCACUGAUGGCUUCCAUGGGUACAAAUGUAUGCGCCAGGGCUCCUUCUCAUUGCUUAUAUUCUUUGGGAUUCUGGGAUCCACCACAUUCUCCAUCUCCAUUCUACUUUGGGGAACCCAACGCCGAAAAGCCAAGACUUCAUGAACCGUGUAGGGUUUCCAGUUGUCCUGAGAUCAUCCUGCACUAUCACAGUUCAGCCGUGGAGGCUGGCUUGCGCCGCAAGCUAUCAUUGACUAGCAGAUCCUCCUCAAAGCUGAAGCUGCCCCUAAUGAUGAAGGAAGAUGUAAAAUUGCACCACCUUGGGGUACUGUGGACAUUCGGGUCAGGAGUGGAUUAGUACCACUUCCCCUUGUGUUAUUGAUUACAAUAAAUUUUUUUUUUUUUUA
This is a messenger RNA of Jaculus jaculus (lesser Egyptian jerboa), 1010 nucleotides long. It is a transcript of the gene Atraid, whose product is annotated as all-trans retinoic acid induced differentiation factor. Gene Ontology annotation, cellular component: intracellular membrane-bounded organelle. Lineage: Eukaryota; Metazoa; Chordata; Mammalia; Rodentia; Dipodidae. The transcript is spliced from 7 exons. Gene Ontology annotation, biological process: positive regulation of osteoblast differentiation. The coding region runs from base 58 to 768 and encodes 236 amino acids. The record is from RefSeq and is a predicted model, not a curated record.